Molecule: messenger RNA, 2205 nt
Organism: Magallana angulata
Lineage: Eukaryota; Metazoa; Mollusca; Bivalvia; Ostreida; Ostreidae
Exons: 6
Coding region: 1-1008 (335 amino acids)
Source: RefSeq, a predicted model, not a curated record
AUGCACAGUUUAUUCAUCCUGAUCAUCUCGUGUAUAUUUGGUCCGAGGCCUUUGUUGAGUUUAUUGGAUAAAGAUCCAAAAUGUCGAUAUAGAGUGCACUUUCCGGAAGCGCCUUGGCAGACGGCGUAUGACGUUUGCUCACGUGACAACAUGACCCUGGCAAAGGUGUCAACCCCAAUUGAGAUACAUUUUAUUGACAUCGUUCUCUACGAAGCACUACCCAUAUUGGAAUCCGAUACAAUCGAGGUCUGGACUGGAGGGUUCUUGCAGACCAUCAACAACAGAAGCAUGACGCUAGAUUGUCAGGUCCUUGACCCUCAGCUGACCAUUAAGGAGAAUCGAAACCUUUCCAGUGAUAUUCUCUGUCUCUUCUAUCAUUUCGCUGAAAAAGCUGUCCGUGCCGGUGAUUGUCUGGCAAAAAAGGCGUUCAUAUGUGAAACUUUAACAUAUGAUCCUAAAGACUGUCUUGUAAUGACAAACAUGUCGUUCCUGGGGAAUAUAACUUUAGACUGGUGGGCACCAUUUGACCAGUGCAAACAAUGGUGUUUGAAUACAACAUCCUGUUAUGGCAUCAUUAACGAAAGCAACAAGCGUUGCACAACGUUUCGCUAUGAUGCAGAGUCAAAAAAUAAUUUGAACACAGAGGAUUGGGAAAACAUGCAAAUCAUGCACAAAAGUUUCUUUAUUCCCCAUAAUACUAUCUACACACCCUAUCCAGUGUCGGCUCCAAAACCGUUCAAUGGUUGGUGUCAAGAAAUCACAACGACUGUUAUCGAAGAAAAGAUUAAAAAUAUGCAGAAAAAUCUGACGGUGAACAAGAAAGUAACAAGCCGGUACGUCCGUACCCUGACCAGCUCUCCCGACAAGCGACGAUCAGCACAAAACGUGGGGGUCGUGGGCGUGUCCAUCAUUGCAACGGUAGUGGGGGUGGUCGUCCUGUCAGAUUGUGUCAACGUCAUCAAAGCGCUUCAAAACAAACACAGAGGAGCAAAGGUCGGCUGCGGCUGAUUGAACUGCAUUGUGCUUUUAGUGGUGAAAGGAUAAACAUCUCUAAGUAUGUCUUAUACAUUAACUUCGUUUCCGUUUUGUAAGUAUGUAAAGAACUAAAUAUUUAUCUUGAUGACACGUGUUGAAGAUUCAUUGACAAUUUGCAAUGUAUUGCAAAAUGUUAACAUCGAAAGUACAUAUAAAUGUCACGUUAUACAUGUACAAGACAAUACAAAUUACCAUUGUUUUUUUGUGAUUCUACGUACGUAGGCUAGUUAAUGCUAAAAUUGAUUAGGAAUGAGUUUUUUAACAUUGAAACAUUGACAACUAUUUGUAAAUAGAUAGUCAUGCCGUGACCUUGAAUUGCUAGUAUAACCUAUUGUUCACUAUGAUACUUAUGUAUACCUAGAUACUGCGCAAUGAAUAGUGGUAAUGAUAACUAACAGAAUGAACUCUAUGACUCUUGUAGCAAUUCGUAGUAUGAUGUUAUGAAACCAGGAGCAUAAUACGGGAAUAAUAAUAUCCAAAUAGAGAGUUCAAAAUAAGUAUCAUAUUUGGCGAUUAUGUGUCUGCAUCGAUAGCUCUGGUACUCUAUAUUGAGUCAUGUAUUGCAUAUUCCAUAUCACCUUUGUAACCUUUUAAACCAUGCACUCGUGUAUCCAAAUACUCUUAGUCCUAAGUGAGGCUAAUUUAUUCUGGCACAGUAAAUCCAAACUGAAAAUAUAUGAACAAGUUAUCAACAAAUUGUCAUAUUUGGCAUCCUAUGUCCGCAAUGAAGGGCCUAUUGCGAGUUAGUCUUGUAAUGCUAUUUAACCUUUGUAACCAUUAAGCCAUGUAUGAAUGAAUGAUUUAUGCGCAAGCGAUGCAACACACCCAAGUAAGAAACUCAGAGACUCGGACUCGGAGACUCAAAGCCUGCAUCACAAUAUUAUUUCUGACAGUUCUGACAGUUUAGUUGCUUAUUAACUCUUGAAUUUGACCACUAAAUGUUCACUCAUGAUCAUCGUAGAUGGGCCCAACUGGUCAAAACUGUCAAUCAGAAGUAAAAUGUUAUAUAUACCCCUAUAAAAUGAUGUUAGACGAGAAUUUUAGAAUUUUAGAACUUUUAACUAGAAUUGUAUUUCUGGUUUUGAUUCCGCUUAUAGAGAUUCUUUGAUUUGGGCUGCUUUUAAUUGUUGUAACUUUGACUAUACGAUCACGCUUUAAUAAAACCGCUUG